Melanotaenia boesemani (Boeseman's rainbowfish) is the source of this 2409-nucleotide messenger RNA. It is a transcript of the gene rtcb, whose product is annotated as RNA 2',3'-cyclic phosphate and 5'-OH ligase. Gene Ontology annotation, molecular function: RNA ligase (ATP) activity. The transcript is spliced from 12 exons. Gene Ontology annotation, cellular component: tRNA-splicing ligase complex; nucleus. The record is from RefSeq and is a predicted model, not a curated record. Gene Ontology annotation, biological process: tRNA splicing, via endonucleolytic cleavage and ligation. NCBI's taxonomy places the organism in Eukaryota, Metazoa, Chordata, Actinopteri, Atheriniformes, Melanotaeniidae. Bases 39 to 1556 code for a protein of 505 amino acids.
CAGAAAUCUGUCACCUGCUGUCAGUUUGGAUCAGAACAAUGAGCAGAAGCUACAACGAUGAGCUGCAGUAUCUGGAUAAAAUCAGCAGUAACUGCUGGAGGAUUAAAAAGGGCUUCGUUCCCAACAUGCAGGUUGAAGGAAACUUCUACGUAAACGAAUCCCUGGAGAAGCUGAUGUUCGAGGAGCUUCGUAACGCCUGUCGAGGAGGAGGUGUGGGGGGCUUCCUGCCAGCCAUGAAACAGAUCGGCAACGUGGCAGCGCUGCCUGGAAUCGUACACAGGUCCAUCGGUCUUCCAGAUGUCCACUCUGGGUAUGGGUUUGCUAUCGGAAACAUGGCAGCCUUUGACAUGAACGACCCGGAUGCUGUUGUGUCUCCAGGCGGUGUGGGUUUCGAUAUAAACUGUGGCGUCCGCCUGCUGAGGACAAACCUGGAUGAGAGGGACGUCCAGCCGGUGAAGGAGCAGCUGGCCCAGUCGCUGUUCGACCACAUCCCAGUUGGAGUUGGUUCCAAAGGAGUCAUCCCGAUGGGAGCGAAAGACCUGGAGGAGGCGCUGGAGAUGGGGGUGGACUGGUCCCUGAGGGAGGGCUAUGCCUGGGCGGAGGAUAAGGAGCACUGCGAGGAGUACGGUCGGAUGCUGCAGGCCGACCCCAACAAGGUGUCAUCCAAGGCCAAGAAGAGAGGCCUGCCACAGCUGGGAACUCUGGGAGCAGGAAACCACUACGCUGAGAUACAGGUGGUGGAUGAGAUCUAUAAUGACUAUGCCGCCAAGAAGAUGGGCAUCGACCACAAAGGCCAGGUGUGCGUGAUGAUCCACAGCGGCAGCAGAGGCCUCGGGCAUCAGGUCGCCACAGAUGCUCUGGUUGCCAUGGAGAAGGCAAUGAAGCGCGAUAAGAUCACGGUGAAUGACCGCCAGCUGGCCUGCGCUCGCAUCACCUCACAGGAGGGCCAGGACUACCUGAAGGGCAUGGCUGCUGCAGGAAACUACGCCUGGGUCAACCGCUCGUCCAUGACCUUCCUCACCAGACAGGCCUUCUCCAAAGUGUUCGGCACCACGCCGGAUGACCUGGACAUGCACGUCAUCUACGAUGUUUCUCACAACAUCGCCAAGGUUGAAGAGCACAUGCUGGACGGGAAGCAGCGGACACUGCUGGUUCACCGAAAAGGAUCCACCCGAGCCUUCCCCCCGCACCACCCGCUGAUCCCGGUGGACUACCAGCUGACGGGUCAGCCAGUGCUGAUCGGAGGGACGAUGGGAACCUGCAGCUACGUCCUCACAGGGACGGAACAGGGAAUGACGGAAACCUUCGGCACCACCUGCCACGGAGCGGGUCGCGCUCUGUCUCGUGCAAAGUCCCGUAGGAACCUGGACUUCCAGGACGUCCUGGACAAACUGGCUGACAUGGGCAUCGCCAUCCGAGUGGCUUCACCCAAACUGGUGAUGGAGGAGGCUCCGGAAUCGUACAAAAACGUGACGGAUGUCGUCAACACGUGUCAUGAUGCGGGAAUCAGCAAGAAAGCCAUAAAACUGCGGCCGAUCGCUGUGAUUAAAGGCUGAAACAGCUCCACUACACAUUCAGAGACAGUUUCCACGAAAAGACGGACAAAAAGACGCGAAGACGAGACAGACCAGGAGAAGACGUCGCUUCAGUUUGGGCUUUUUUUUGUGUUUGAAAAAUGAAUUUCUGUUGAGCACAAGGCUUUCUGAUUGGAGCAGCUUGAUUUGUGUUUAAAAAGACUGUCAGCACGUACACAUUAAAGUGCAUAGAUUUAAAUCGGGGCUGACAUCACUUCCUGUUUUCUGCUCUGUGCAGCUGAUCGAAGUGCCGUUUGAUGUUUAAUUUUACCAUCAGCUGCUUGUAAUUUAUAAAAUAUGCAGCAAUAAUCCAGAUGAACUGUUUUUCCUGUUGAAAUGGGAAAAUUAUAAAUAAAACUGUGUAAACAGGACUUUGUCUUAUUUUUUUUUCUUUUAAAACAAUGAAUGGUAUAAUCACUAUUGGUUCAAACAGAAACAAUAAAAAAAAACCUAAGGGCAUUUCUUGGGGAAAUUUAUCUGAUAAUUAAGAAAGAUGUUAAUUAGAUCAGACUGGACUUGACUGGGUAAAUGAAAUGCUGAUACUGGGUUGCAUUGCUGGUUUUAAACGAUGUCACAAAAAUGGUCUCGUAUGUAAAAACUAUCCAAACUUUGUCAACAUUAAUAAUUAAUAUUUUUGUAACAAUCUCCAUAUUUCAGUGAAUGCGUUCAGAUGAGAAGAGUCAAGCUCUGGUUUGAUGAACUUAUUUUUACCAGAUUUACGUUUAAAUGACUUUUUAUGAGCGUUUUUCAUUCUCAAAAAUAAUGGACUGAACACUGUGCUAAAGAAAAGAGUGACCAAAGAAAAAUAGAAUAAAGAAAAAAAAUCUGUAAAACA